AUGACGAGCCUCAUUGAUGAGAGGUUUCUUGUCCUAGGAGUAAGGGAACCAACAGAGCCCGACCAGAAGCCGUUCUGGUUACUGGCCAGGCGUCCGGCUCGCUCGGUGCCCAAGUUGUUCCCGUUCUCGACGCACCAAAUCCCAGCAACUCGACCGGGAACAGAGGGCGAGUUUAGUUCUGCGGUCGAUGGCCCGGCAAAUUCGCUGUCCAACACGGACAUGGAGACUAUGCCACUCUGGACCCCGCAGGAUUUAUCUAUUGGAGGUCCAAACAACGGCGUCGCGAACACGAACCCGGCUAUGCCCCAACCCCUGCCGAGCCGUUACAUAGUAUCCCGAGGGGAUGCGUUGCUGCUGAAUAUCAUGGAUUGUCAGAGAACAUCGUCUGACGAGUGGAUGGACUUGUUACAGAAGCAGUCUGCGGGGGACUCUUCGGGGACUUCGACUGAUGCGGACGGCGAGGUGUCCGAGUAUAACGACGCCUCGGAGAGUGGGAGCGCCGAGGAAAUGUGGAACUCCGAGGACAAGGAGGAAAGGCCCAUGGCUUUGCACAUGCUAUCACAACGCUCUGGCGCCCCGGUGCGGCCGUGA
Molecule: messenger RNA, 591 nt
Organism: Chaetomium globosum CBS 148.51
Lineage: Eukaryota; Fungi; Ascomycota; Sordariomycetes; Sordariales; Chaetomiaceae
Exons: 2
Coding region: 1-591 (196 amino acids)
Source: RefSeq, a predicted model, not a curated record